UCCAGACGCAGGGAGCUUUACCGUCUGCGAGCUGCGGGGCUACCAGGCGCUGGGCAGCUGUCUCCGGGGGAGGACGACACACGCAACCGGUGCUUUUCCUCUCCGUCUCCCUGUUUGAUGGUCAGUGCCCGCCCCCCUCGCCCGCCCGCCGCCGCCGGCCCGCCCCCGCCCACAGGACGAGCGCACCCCCCGGUCCUCUCAGAGAGCGAGUGUCUCCGUGAUGGACGCGCAGCCGCCGCUACCCGCGACCUCCUGAGCAGCAGGUGCACCGACGGAUACGGCACAACACAGGAAAAACCUCGGUGUUCAUGAAACUUUGCUACGAUUUACGUGCUGGGGUUGCCGUCCGCCAUGUUAAGGUAAAGCCCAGGUGCGCGGUGUUGACCAUGCUAAAGCGCCUGGACAAGAUCCGCUUCCGAGGGCCCAGAACGCGAGACGACUACCCGGAUCUGGGCGACUCGCCACCUGCCUCUGACAACGAAUGUAGCGAAGACAUGCAGCUGAAGCCCAGAGCCUCUCUGCGAGAUACGGAGGACAUCCUGCGAGACCCUGCUGGUUCGGGGUCUCCCGUGAUGGCAGCUGCCAUCCAGGACUUCCAGAGGUCGGAGUCGGAGCGGCUCAGUGAGAUCAAGGGUCACUUGGAAAUUGCCUUAUUGGAGAAACAUUUCCUACAGGAGGAGCUGAGGAAGCUGCGGGAAGAGACUAAUGUGGACUCGCUGCGACAGGAGCUGGAGAGAGAGCGGAGCAAAAGGGCAGACCUGGAGCAGAAGAUGAAUGAGGUGCUCAAAACCAGACUUGAGGACUCUCCACCACAGCCUCCCAGAAAACAGCAGUCACCCUCGAAAAAUGGAACGGCAGAAAAACAGCAGAAGGAGGUGUGGAGUUCACGGCUGCAGAAGUGGCUGUACGAGCGCUUUGGGGUUUACAUAGAAGACUUCCGCUUCCAGCCGGAGGAAAGCACCGUGGAGACAGAGGAACCGCUAAGUGCUAAAAGGUUGACAGAAAACAUGAGGCGACUCAAGCGAGGCGCCAGGCCUGUCACCAACUUCUUAAGGAACCUCUCCGCCUUAUCUAACUGGCACUCCGUCUACACCUCAGCUAUUGCCUUCAUUAUUUACAUGAAUGCUGCUUGGCACGGCUGGGCGAUUCCCAUGUUCCUCUUCCUGGCCAUCCUGCGCUUGUCCUUAAACUAUCUCAUUGCCAGAGGUUGGAGGAUCCAGUGGAGCAUCGUGCCUGAGGUGUCUGAACCAAUGGAGCCUCCAAAGGAAGACUUGACUGUGUCGGAAAAGUUCCAGCUGGUACUAGAUGUUGCACAAAAAGCUCAGAACCUGUUUGGAAAGAUGGCAGAUGUUUUGGAAAAGAUUAAGAACCUGUUCAUGUGGGUACAACCCGAGAGCACCCGGAAACUUUACAUCUGCCUGUGGGUGGCUUUCAUUUCCUCCUGCGUCUUCCCGUACAAGCUGAUGGGCUUCAUGAUCGGCGUCUACGCCGGUAUCAAGUUCUUCGUCAUAGACUUCCUGUUUAAGAGCUGUCCGAAGCUUCGGGACAAAUACGACACACCUUACAUAGUGUGGAACAGCCUUCCCACUGACCCCCAGCUCAAAGAGAGGACCAACGCCACGGUGUCGCGGAGGCUCUCCUGCAUUGAGAAGGUGCAGCCGGUGGUGUCCCGGAGCAGCCUCGCCACCAUCCAGUGUGGCGUGAGCAGGGAGGAGGAGACCGGUCGCUCUCACAGCACCAAGAAGGGAGCCUUCCACGAGAUCUUCAACCUGUUGGAGUCAGAGCGCCCUCUGGCGGUGUGUGAGAACGGCUGGAGGUGUUGCCUGAUAAACAGAGACCGCAAGAUGCCCACAGACUACAUCAGGAACGGAGUUCUUUACGUCACAGAGAAUUACUUGUGCUUUGAGAGCUCCAGCUCCCGGUCCAGCUCCUCCAAGAAGAAUAAAGUCAUCAAGCUGGUGGACAUCACAGACAUACAGAAGUACAAAGUGUUGUCAGUCCUGCCAGGAAGUGGGAUGGGAAUCUCCAUAGCCACUCCCUCCACUCAGAAGCCAUUGGUGUUCGGUGCCAUGAUCCACAGAGACGAGGCUUUCGAGGCCAUCUUCACUCAGUACAUGAAGAUCAUGACCACCUGUAAACCCCCGGCCAGCGCGGAGCUCUAGAGCGCCUGCGUGCCGCCACAGACCCGGAGGCGCCGCCUCCUGGGCUUCACCUGAACUGGAAGACGGUUUGAAACGCCCCUCCCUCCGGUGACGGGCCUCAGCUUCCUCUGGGACGGUCGUGGCCUGGCUCCAGUUGGUGAAUCCCGUGUUUAGACCGACGCCUGAGGAUCGGGGUGGUUUUUAUCAAUGGCCAGAGGGCUGCAGAGGGGCUGGCUCUCCUCUCCCCCUCCCGGACCGGCCGGAUCACUCAUUUCUGUGUUAGUGUGAGUGUGUGUGCGCCGUUGUGUCAGGUGACUCCAUCUUCCUUUCUCCCUCCGUCAGCGGAGCUAAGCCCGCCGUGUUAGGAAGACUUAAACGGACUCUCAACCUGGAUGUAAAGUUACUAUCUUGAGAAAAAAAAGAACUAGCAGAUAUAAUGUUAUUUUUUUUCUAGUUUUGUUUUUUUUUUUGUUUUCUUUCUUAGUUUCCAAUCGUGUAGGAACAAAUGUACGUUAUGGCUCUAUAACUCACAGCAAACUCAUUAAUGUCGUUAUAUUGGUGUUAAAGUGGUGCUUUGUCAGCACAGCUCAACAGAACUUAAGAUGUGCACAUGUCUGAGUCGUCCGCAACUGUUAUUUAUUUCUGUUAGCCGUGAAAACGUCAGGUUUCUUCUUGACGGAUGCCAAGCCUUCCUGUUAGUUUACAUCGCUGCUGCGUUUGUCUUCGUUCUCCUUUUUUCUGCCUCGUUUCAGCAGGGACAGCAGAUCUCACCAUCCUGAACACGCAUUGUUCAGCAUUUGCUUCUGUGUUUGUGAGCAUACGUGAAAUUCGCCGUGAGCUUUUUGCCUUUUUUUCUGUCUUUAACAGCCUUUUUGGGUGUGUAGCUGGUGGUAGAGGACACUGACGUGUGGCACAGUUGGAGAACCAUGUUUAAACCUCUACUUGUUGAGGCAAAAACUGUAUAAAGAGAGCUUUCUUUGUUUUCUGCACUUUACUAGAAGUUUGAACUGGAACUGUUGAGGUUUUUGUUUGACCUUCAGCUAGUCUGUUAGCAAAAGUAUCAAAGCUGCCAAUCAAGUCCUGUUCCUGCUUGAGGUUAAAUUAGAACAGUUGAUGCUUCACUUAAAAGUUGGGUAGGAUACCUUUUAGUUUCUACUUUUUGUUUUUGUAUGUUACCUGAAAUUUGCGCUACACACUGAUGACGAGCCAUUAAAUGCUCUCACAUCAAAACAACCAAAAAAGAACUGAAUCACCGGUAGAAAUGAAGGAAGGGUCUUUCUGACAUCUCCUAUCCAACCUUUAUCCUAUCCAAGUGUCUUUGGAUGUUAUAAUAUAUAUUUUGUAGUUUUAUUUGAAGGAAUAUUUUGAUCACUUUCAGGAAGUUUCCUCUAGCUCUCGCAGUCUUCCGUCCCGAUUAUCACACCUCUCUUCUAAACUGACACCAAGGAGUUGGUUUUUUUUGUGUUUUUUUCAUAUUAAGAUAUCACGUUUCACUUCAUUUGAAGUAAAAUCUGAUUAUUUCCAUCCCUACGAUUGCUAGAAAGAACCCAGGGUAACUAUGGACUCCCAUCCUGGUCGUCUCGUAUGACGGGUAUCGCUUUAUGGCGCUACGCCACACACAAAUGAUGGAACUACUGUAGCCUAUGGGGCUGACAGACUAAAACAGGUAACCAUGGAAAGGUUCAUGGAAGCAAGUUAAUCUCCAAACCUGCCCGUGUCCCAAUUAAAGGCAGGGUAGGAUUCUUGGAUCACCUCCCAUCUGUUUAUUAUAUAAAUGAAAUGAUCAACAAAAACGGGGAGGGCUUCAUCCUCUCACCAGUACAGAAGAAGGAAAAAGCCUCCCCUUGAUGUCACACUUCGUUAUCCCCCGUCGUCGGUGACGGCUGGAGCGAUGUUGUUAUGGUUUAGGGAGGCGGCUGCCUGAACCUCGUUUCCACCUCACGGAGCCAGGGCUGUGCCUGUGUUUGUGUGCGUUUGUUUUUUCUUUUAAUGUAGUGUUUUUCUAACGGUGCACUCAUUAGAUGGGCAGCUAGCGGAGGAGAUGCUCUCUGAAUGUGACAAAGUUCUCCGGCUUACCUCUACCUUUUAUUAUUCAGUAUUUCUAAGUCCCAGUAAAAGAACAGGAACGAUUGUGGUCGCAAACAACUUCUAGAUAUCUUAGCAUCUCAAUAUUUCAAAGCUAGAAAUUCAAAUCCAAGUGUGUGUUCAGGCUUGUUGGUCAAUGUUAUUAAAUCUAGAUUAAUCCCUUCAGGCCCCCCCAGCACUCUUCUAGUUGCUCUACAUGUGGGCUUUUUGUUUUAAAAAUGCUAGUAUUUGUGUGUACGUGGCUAGACGUGAAGACUGAUCAGAAUAUUUCAGCGUCACUUUAUUUUGAGACACCGUUCACAGGAACGAAGCUGGUCUUUGUCCCUGCAGAACGGCACCAUGUGUAGAAACCGAAUGCCAAACUGCGGGAGACGUUGGUUGGUCUCGUGGGGUGACCCGGGACCGGACGCUUCCCCGCGCUUUCUAGAGAGAGUGACGGCAGCGUAGCGCCAGUCCCCAUCUCGGCAGCACAAGCUUUGAUUUUCCUCCUCAACCUCAUUCAACACUGUUAAAAGGGAGACCUUGACAUUUUCUUUGGAUCUGUUCAUUUUCUUUCUCUCACGUUUGAAGUGUCAAGGCUUCUCUCACGUACCGCUCCUCUAGUGGCGGUCGAGCCGAAGCAGCCGGGCUGGAUAUGAAGCUGCCGGAGACGCGGCAGACCAGUUCAAACAAAAAAAGUUUUUUUUAUUUCAACUUAUUGGUCAUAGCUAUUGUUUUUUUUUCUUCUUCUUCUUCACGUGUAUGUUUUAGUUUAUUUUCAGCUGCCUUCCCAGACAUGGAUUUUAAUUUUAGUGGAGGAUUAACCGGAUCCAUGGACGGGGACACCUGUCGGAUAUUUGAGCAGGUGGAAUCUGCGGACUCACUGUGUGAUUAGACGGCUAGUCGUAGCCUCCAAGCUUUUACCUGAAGCCUUUUUGUGAUCUGUUGAACAUGAGGCGCGGCCCUCCGGGGGCCCCCGGGACCCCCGACCAGGGCCGCACUCGGAUAAAGCACAGAAUGUAUCACGUGAUAAAUGUCGAGCAUUUUGAAUUUUUCUUUUGCCAAAACUUUUAUUUUUCUGUCUGCCAUGUUCUGCCUACGCUCAUGUUUACAGAUGGUUGUAAGAUAUUCUUUUUUUUGUUGUUUUUUCUUUUUUCUUUUGGCUGAAAUUAAGCCAGUUUGAAUUCCUGAAUGUGGAGUUAUGAAGACUGGACUGCUGUUGUUGAAUUAACGUCUCCUCUCAUUGGCUGUGCACCCGUCACGACUCGUCCCUGACUGGAAAACGCCGGUCAGAGCAGUAUUUUGCAACACUUGGUCGUAUUUCAGUGGUAGUUGCUGUAAAUGCCAGAUUCACGUGUUUCAUUAGACUGGAAAGACAACAUCACUGCUGUUGACACUUUGUCCAUGUGGUUCAUGCAAAUAUAUCAACUGUGUAUUUUCUGUCCAGCCAGGGAUUUAUUUUUGCACCAUUCAGCGUGAAAAAUUAGUUUAAAUGCCAAAAGCAACCUUUUUUUUCUUUUUUAAUUCUCGAACAUGCAUUAUUUUAUUGGACGAAAAAAACACGUCAGAUGUUUUUUUUAAAUGUCUUUAU
This is a messenger RNA of Cololabis saira (Pacific saury), 5796 nucleotides long. RefSeq names its product GRAM domain containing 4a (gene gramd4a). The record is from RefSeq and is a predicted model, not a curated record. Bases 309 to 2162 code for a protein of 617 amino acids. The transcript has 20 exons. Gene Ontology annotation, biological process: negative regulation of toll-like receptor 9 signaling pathway; apoptotic process. Lineage: Eukaryota; Metazoa; Chordata; Actinopteri; Beloniformes; Belonidae.